This is a messenger RNA of Pseudophryne corroboree (corroboree frog), 968 nucleotides long. Its product is annotated as C-type lectin domain family 10 member A-like. Lineage: Eukaryota; Metazoa; Chordata; Amphibia; Anura; Myobatrachidae. The transcript has 8 exons. Bases 111 to 836 code for a protein of 241 amino acids. The record is from RefSeq and is a predicted model, not a curated record.
GUGGGGGACGUGGAGGCGGCAGGAACCGAGAUGGGUCUGUCAGCGUUCCUCUGCUCUCCGCCUCUCACCACGAGUAGUGUAGACCACAGGACAAGCCACAGAGGAAGGCGAUGGGGAUGGAUGACCGAGACUUCGAGCAGCUGACUGCAAAUGACAAUAGAGAAGUCAGCAGAAUGUCCCGGUGGUGUCAGCAGCCCUUCUCCUCCCGUCUCCUUGGCCUUCUCUUGUGCAUGUGUGUUGCACUUAUCAGCCUGAACAUCAUAAUCACUGUUACCAGCAGAGAUUUCCAUGAGAAGGAGUUGGAGAAACUUCUCGCUUCCCAAAUUUGUGACCCUGAUGGGAGAUCAAACGAUGAGCGACAGUAUGAUCAGGAUGGUAAGGUUCAAGGUGCGGUCUUCCAGAAACAGCUGCCUGGGAUUAGUGAUAAUGACACGUAUGACGGCCCUUGCCCGGACGACUGGCACCAAUUCAAAGACAGCUGCUACUAUUUCUCCAACUUGGCAAAAUCCUGGCAGCAAUCGCAGAACGCGUGUCAGUGGAGGAACGCCAGGCUGGUCGCCAUCAACACCAAGGAGGAGCAGGUUUUUGUAACUCAACUCGCCAUGAGAACAAGAGCGUGGAUUGGGCUGUCUGAAUCAGAUGGAGAGUGGAAAUGGGUUGAUGGGACCCCAUAUUCAUCCUCACCAAAGAACUGGGGGACCAAUCAGCCGGAUGAGUAUUUCGGCCAUGGCCUGGGUGGUGGAGAGGACUGUGCGCAGCUUCACUACAAUGGAGAAUGGAAUGAUGAGCACUGCUCCCGAGCCUACCGUUUCAUCUGCGAGAAGAAGGCAAAAUGACAGCUACACAGAUAUUGUUGACCUUUGCCACAGACCUGUCAAUCAAAUAAUGAUUUACUACUAAAUUCCUUAUUAAUCUGUGUAAUAACGAUGGAUCAUAGCUGUGAAAAUUAAUUAAAAAUUGAAAUCUAA